Molecule: messenger RNA, 3114 nt
Organism: Oreochromis aureus
Lineage: Eukaryota; Metazoa; Chordata; Actinopteri; Cichliformes; Cichlidae
Gene: mpzl1l
Product: myelin protein zero-like 1 like
Exons: 6
Coding region: 76-873 (265 amino acids)
Cellular component (GO): membrane; cell surface; focal adhesion
Source: RefSeq, a predicted model, not a curated record
AGAAGAAACCACUAGGACAGUGGAGGGUGGAGGAAAAAAAAAAGCGGAGCAACUACUCCUGUUUACAACCACAUAAUGGAGUCCAAAUGGCCAAAUACGAUUCGCAGGCGUAUAUUAUUUACUGGAUUUACGCUUUGUGUUGUUUUGGUCACAAGACCCACGUCUGCGAUCGAGAUACACGCUGAUCCUGAGGUGAUAGUACAGAAUGGUACCACGGGGAUUCUUCGAUGCACCUUUAAGUCCAGCGAAGUGGUCAGCUCGGUCACCACGGUGACCUGGUACUUUCAGUCGAGUCAUCCCGACAGUCAGUUCUACAAAUCUCCAUACGUGAUUUUCUACUUUACAGGUGGGAGAGGAUUCCCAGGGCCAGAGGAGUUUAAAGACCGCGUGCAGUUUAUCGGGGACAUCAACAAGAGGGACGUCUCGAUACAGCUAAGCCCGACUUAUUUCAGCGACAACGGCACGUUUUUCUGUGACGUGAAGAACCCCCCAGAUGUGAAGGGGACGCAGGCUCGAACCGAGCUCAGGGUCGUGCUGAAAGAGUCGUAUUCGCAGAACAACACUACGUUUAUAGUUGCAGGAGUUUGUGGUGCUUUAUUGGUGCUUGUGCUCAUUGCUGUGGCGGCCUGCAUUGUCAUGAGGGUGCUUCACAACCGCCAUGAUUACGAAGGCUGUACGUCCUUGGAAAGCGUGAACUCUCAGGCUCCGCAGCCUCGAAAGAAGGUGGAGUCCAGAGUGGAGGGCUCCAGAUCUACCAGUCCCUCGGGUCCGCUACAGGGCCCGGUGAUAUACGCCCAGUUGGAUCACUCAGGCAGCAAAAACUCCUUCCAUAAGAUGGAGCCCGUGGUCUAUGCUGACAUUCGUAAAAACUGAAGAGGAACCGGGGACCAAAUAAAGAAAAAAAAGUAAACAAAAAUCCAGUAAAAUAUGAGACCUCUCUAUCAGCUGCUCUUGGGAAGGGUGGGGAUAUCUCAACAGGGACACAAGUGGUGCAGUCUCUCUCUCUCUCUCUCUCUAUUUCUCUCUCUCUCUUUAAAAUUUUGUCCUCUGAAAGCAUGAUGAUAUUAUAUGAUAAAGUAAUGUCUCCAUGUGCUUUGUUGUAAAAACAAAAGAAAAAAAAAAGCUAUGAAAACACUCCAAGUCGAUGUUCCACCACUCCGUUACAUCAAAACUAUUCUCCCAAAAAAAAACAGGGGCACACAUAAAAUCGAGAAAGCUUUCGGUUAUCAUUCCAAAUAUUAUUUGUUUGUUUUUGUUUUUGUUCUUGUAGCUUUGUGCCCCCUGUGCCACAUUAAAGGUUUAGCAGGCUGUUGCACCAACUCAACAGUCCUACUUAGGAUGCUCACACCUGAACCGAGUGAGCCCCGUUUAAUAAAACGAAGCAAAACAAAAGACCAUUGGUGCGUUAAACUGUUUCUUCCAGAGAGAAGACGACGUUAUAAAGCAGAUAUUUGAACGAUACUCUCACUGUUUGUCUUACAUCGCCUUCUCAUUCAUUGAUCACUUCUGCCGAAACUUUGGUGCUUUUUAUUGGCCGGUGAGACUGGUCAGAAACUGUACAAACAGCAACAUCAGUAAAGAUCAAAGAAAUCCUACCAACGUCAAAACCUCAAGUUACAUCUUUUUGUUAGAAACGGCGGACUGUAGUCGUCACAAAGCACCUGUGCUCUCGUCUUAACCAAACUGUGCCGCAUUUAGGUCAAUGUAAAGAGAUGUAGUGUGGUCCAAAUGUGUGCUCACAGUGUUAAAAGUCCCAUUAAUGAGCUGGGCAGACGCUCCACCGUUUUGUCCUCCUUUGUUUACGGGCUUCUGAUCUGACUGUGGGCAUCUCUGUCAUCCUGAAAACCCGACUGGUUCAUCAACAGGUCAGAGUUCAGACUGCGCAAGUUUUUCCUGUUCUGAUGGGUCACUGUGUCACAUUACAUGAUUAUAGAGUCAUAAAAUCUUUCUACACCUGAGACGAUGAUGGCACUGAGAAGGAGGUGCUAGUAAUUUCCAGGAAAAAAAAAAAAAAUGUAAACACGUGGAGUCAACUGAAGUGGUGUGUAUGACACACUAUGACUCACUCAAUCAGAUAAAAUUUGUAACUUCUGUUCACAGAGAACAGCUUUGCAGUGCUUUUGGGCAAAUUUCAUACUUUUUUUUUUAACUCCCAUCUAAACGAGGAAAGAACCCCUGCAUUCAUUUCAGUGAUCACUGGAAUAUAAAAAAAAUUUAUAGAAUUAAAGCACAAAAAAAAAAAAAUUGCUUCUUUACAAAAUGUGAAACUUCAAGCUGCUCAGUCCUGAGAGCUGACACGAUGAUCAUCCUACGAGAACAAUAAAGAAAGUACAUGUUCAAAAGGGAAAAAGGUACAUUUACCAAUAUUGUUUCUAUGAUAAAGAGUAAAUAUGUCUGUAGUUUUUGUCGGUUAUGCCACACUGCAUGAGAUAAAAUGACCAAAGUUUGUGCACUGUGUCAUCUCCGAUUAGAAAGUAAUCAAGGGAAAUAUGUGUUGUCUGAACUCAACCUUAGUCAAAUUAAAAAGGAAAAAAACUACUUUGAGUAAAAGGAUUAAAUCUUUAACAUCAGGAGAAUAACUUCUGACUGAAACGGUAACAUUUUUUUCUCCCGGUGGAAGUUUAGACGUCCUGUACCGUGAGUGAGCGGUGACCCUUAAAGCGGGCUCGACCUGUACUGUAACUUCUGUCUGUCUGCCUUCAUAUCUCAUCACCUUCGCUAACAGCUGGUGCAACAGUCUGCCGAAGCCACGGCUCCCUCUCCAUCGUUGGGCACUUCCAUAGUGAUGUUGUUCUGUAGAGGCGUGUGAUGUAGAUUUUUUUUGGUUUUGUUUUGUUGUUUGUUUGUUUGUUUGUUUGUUUUUUUACACCGCCUUCGGUAACUUUGCAUGCAGAUAUAAUGACAUCUAAAGAAUAACUUUGGUACUGCUCGGCUGGUUUAUUUAAUUUUUAAGAGCAGAAGCAGCUGUCUGACGUUGGUGUUACUGUGAAUGCUUCAAUUCUCUGUAAACUCCCAGCAUGUCGUUGUGGUACCGGUAAAGACGCCGCGUUUAGAUUUUCACCUCAGUGGAACAUUCCGUACGUUUGAGUUUCAGUUGUUGUCACUUUUUUAUUU